AUGAAAUAUUUUAUUAUUAUUAUUACUGCAAUUUUUUUAACUAUAGGCGAUUGUGAAGAACAUUAUCCACCAGUUCUGUAUAAUCAGGCUUGUAUAACUCAAGGUUUUCAUUCUGGACACCGGGCUGUCGAUAUUGGAUCUUAUGGUGGCAAACGAGUCAAUCUAUAUGCAAUAUGGAACGGUACGGUAUUGAGCACUUGCGACGGUGCAGGGGAUUAUGAUCAAAAAGUAUGCGGAAUCUGUGGUAACUUCAUCGACAUUCGACAUAACACGGUCGACAUUCGCUACUGUCAUUUGACAUCAGGCUCAAUAAAAGUUUCUAAGGGUGCAAAAGUACAACGAGCACAAAAAAUUGGUGUUAUGGGCACUUCAGGUAAUUCUACAGGUGUCCAUCUUCAUAUUCGUGUGAAAGAAAUAAGUAGUGGUGCAGUACGAGAUAUUCGAACUCGUCUGGAACUCAAUGGCUGGCGUAAUUGUUGCGGCUCAUUCUGUGGUGUAUUCGAAGUAUGA
This is a messenger RNA of Rotaria sp. Silwood1, 510 nucleotides long. Lineage: Eukaryota; Metazoa; Rotifera; Eurotatoria; Philodinida; Philodinidae. The record is from the annotation of a GenBank genome assembly.